Messenger RNA from Xenopus laevis (African clawed frog), 1029 nucleotides. It is a transcript of the gene cabp5.L, whose product is annotated as calcium-binding protein 5. The coding region runs from base 365 to 883 and encodes 172 amino acids. NCBI's taxonomy places the organism in Eukaryota, Metazoa, Chordata, Amphibia, Anura, Pipidae. The record is from RefSeq and is a predicted model, not a curated record. The transcript is spliced from 7 exons.
GAUUCCAAUACACUCAGUCUCCUCCAUCAGUUCCUCUGCUCCAGCCUCUCUCUCCUGUCUCUUGUCAGUCUCAGCCCUUCUCUCCUUUUAUUCAUAUUGGCACCUUUAUUCCCCCAGCCUCACUCCUGCACCUCUAAAGUCUCCUUCUCCCCAAAAUCCUCACUCACUGCUGCUUCUUCUUCAUCUUCCCCCCACUGCUCCUUUAUCUCUUCUCUCUGCUAAACCCUCUCUACUUGGUGCUCUCUAUAGAGAAGAGGUGUCCCGCUUCUACAGAAAGGCGGUGGGAGCGGUGUCGCGGUUCCGCCAGAAGCUGGUGGUGUCGGAUACUGAUUUGUCGUUGCCCGUUCUGACUCUUGGACCCGCAAUGCAAGGAUUGGGCCCGGCCUGUAUCUUCCUGCGAAAGGGCAUUGCUGAAAAACAGGGGUAUCGGGAAUUGGGCGCCGACGAGAUUGAAGAGCUCCGAGAUGCCUUUGUGGAGUUUGAUAAGGACAAGGAUGGAUUUAUUACCUGCAAGGACCUGGGGAACCUGAUGCGGAUCAUGGGGUACAUGCCUACUGAGAUGGAGCUCAUUGAACUCUCCCAACAAAUCAACAUGAACCUUGGAGGUCGGGUAGAUUUUCAAGACUUUGUAGACCUGAUGACCCCUAAGCUCCUAGAAGAGACAGCUGGGAUGAUUGGAAUGAAAGAAAUGAGAGAUGCCUUCAAAGAGUUUGAUGCUAACGGGGAUGGAGAGAUCACAUUGGAUGAAUUACAACACGCCAUGCAAAGGCUUCUGGGAGAAAAUCUAACCAGUAAUGAGAUCGCUGAUGUGGUGAGAGAGGCAGACCUGAAUGGAGAUGGAACGGUGGAUUUUGAAGAGUUUGUCCGGAUGAUGUCACGCUGAUGCCCCUCCCCAAAUAAUAAACCAGUCAUCUAUCAUCUCUGAUUUUUCAUUCGUCAUCUUGGGGCCUUGGAUUCCCAGCAGCCAUUGCACCUCCUCCCUCUUCAUUUUUCAUUGUUCAUCAAUAAAUAAACAUGUUUUUCUAAUUA